AUGUCAGCAGAUCUUGAAGAUGAGGGGAAAGGCGCAGCAAAGUUUUUCCUUCAAGAAAUACGCGGUAUAAAUUCUCAGUCGUUUGAGAACGAUGGAGACCGAAUGAAAGCUCUACUGGAGGUAUACGCGUUGAUGGCACGACUGGAAUCGCCAUGGGAAACGUUAGUGAGGCUGUGCAUGAUCCAGCCUGCGCUUGGGGCUGCUCUGAAAAUUUGCAAGGACUUACAGCUAUUUGAGAAAUGGUCAAAAAAAGGCGCAGUAGCCAUGACGAGUGAACAACUCGCAGGAGUCGUUGGGGGAUCUUGCGAGUCGGGCCUGCUUUACCGACUGUUGCGCCUUCUGGCCUCGAAUCAUCUGAUCGAGGAGACCUCCAUGGGAUCCUUCAAACAGACGCAUUUCAGUUCAGCGAUCACCACGCCAGUUUUCGAUGGACUGAUUCACAGCUUCAACGAUGUGAACCUCCCUCUUUUUGCUAAGAUGGCAGAUUUCUUUGCGGAGACUGGGUACAAGAACCCACAAGACUCAGAGCAGACGGUUUUUCAGUAUGCUCACGGAUGGAACGGCAACCUUUGGUCAUACUACGAGGCACACCCAGAGAAGCAGCAGCAGUUCAACGUCAUACAACAGACAAUAUCUGCACAACAGCCUGCAUGGACAGAUAUAUUCCCUGUUCAUACCCUGCUCGAAGUAGACCCCGGUCUUCCAUUGCUUGUGGAUGUGGGUGGAAGUACCGGCCACGAUCUUCUCAAAUUCUACAAGGCACAUCCGGAGACAGCCUCACUCUUAUACCUCGAGGACCUAGAGUCAGUGAUUCAAAGCGCUGAACUGCCAGAGAGCAUCAACAAAAUUGCUUACGACUUCUUCAGUCCGCAACCGGUAAUGGGUGCCCGAGCGUACUUCAUGCACUCCAUCCUACACGACUGGUCUGAUGAAUCAGCCCGAACGAUUCUUACGAUGCAGAGAAAUGCUAUGAAACCAGGCUUCAGCAAGCUUCUUAUACAUGACCAUGUUGUGCCAGAAAGCCUUGCUCAUCCACAAGCCACCGCAUUCGAUUUCCAGAUGAUGGCAAUGGUGGCUGGCCAGGAGCGGUCGGAAGGGCACUGGCGAGCCUUGCUUGAGUCGGUCGGUCUACGGGUUGUCCGGAUCUGGACCCUGGAAUCUGCAGUCCACAGUAUCAUAGAGGCUGAAGCUACGAUCUAG
Messenger RNA from Colletotrichum destructivum, 1200 nucleotides. RefSeq names its product Putative O-methyltransferase domain, S-adenosyl-L-methionine-dependent methyltransferase superfamily. The record is from RefSeq and is a predicted model, not a curated record. The transcript has 5 exons. The coding region runs from base 1 to 1200 and encodes 399 amino acids. Lineage: Eukaryota; Fungi; Ascomycota; Sordariomycetes; Glomerellales; Glomerellaceae. Gene Ontology annotation, molecular function: O-methyltransferase activity.